Messenger RNA from Capronia epimyces CBS 606.96, 717 nucleotides. RefSeq lists its product as uncharacterized. The record is from RefSeq and is a predicted model, not a curated record. The coding region runs from base 1 to 717 and encodes 238 amino acids. Lineage: Eukaryota; Fungi; Ascomycota; Eurotiomycetes; Chaetothyriales; Herpotrichiellaceae. The transcript has 2 exons.
AUGGUCGUGGGCCCCAAGUCGGCGAAGAGCCAAGCCCAGGAGGCUGAUGUCGCUGCCAAUGAAGCUCUUCUUCUGCAUGCAGAGGCUGCAAAACUCGCAAAAUCAUGGCUAAGCGGUGCCUUUGGUGGCGGCGGUGACGACAACCACAACGAUGAUAACAAAGCCGACGAGGACGAUGCCUUACAGAAAGAACAAGAACUGUUUGGCCCCACCGCGGUUCCGCACUCUGAGAAGUGGGUGACAUCUCCCUCUGACUCCAUCAUCCCGGAUGGCGGAGUAGGGUUCCAAGAAACACCGGCUACUAAUGCGACCACCUCGUCUCGCAAUUCCGAUCAAACUACUGCGUUCCUGCGCAAGCAAUUACUCCGCGGACACAACAAUUCUCAUGUCACGGCGAAACCCCGGCCGCGACCUGGACCGCAAGCCUUGUCUUCUAAGCGCAUUGAUAGCGAAGAUGAGGAAGAAGGUCGGUCAGGACUCGGUAAGGUCAGAAGCAAGGGCAAAGGUCAGACGGCGUCCUCCUCGGUGAACGAUGAGUCCGUGCACCCGAUGUCCGAGACUGCCACUCCAGCGGCAGAUGGGACGACUAGUCCUGCACUGACUGUGGCUUCGCCUAUUCCAUCUCGGACGGCUAAAAAGCGUGGUUCAAGUUAUCUGGACGAGGUGCUGGCAUCGAGGGCUGCUAAGAAAAAGAAAAAGAUAGCAAAACACCCCUAA